GAUUAAUCGAUGUUGCUUUGCUUUGCACCUGCGUGUUUGACAUGCAGCUAUCUAUGAAAUUCGUGUCAUGUGAGACUGUGGAAAAUAACACGUUUGGGUGCUUUGUUUCUUCUGUUUUAUAAAUCUUCAAUCGUCUCGAAAAUGUUUUCGUCUACGUGGAAUUUUCUGAAACGCCACAAAAGGAAAUUUAUUUUCGCUGGAGCGUUUGUCGGAGGUAGCUAGCUACGCUAUCAAGAUAGCAGUUGGCUAACUAGCUUACCGUUAACAUUAGCUAGCAAAGUUGGCUAGGUAGCCAGAAUGUUACCUGUGUGGGUCUGGACGUUAUCAGAUAUGAUAACUAUGAAGAUUAUGCAUAUAUGAAGCUAAGUUAUAUCUACCAGUAAAUGGCUAGAAAAUGAAUGUCAUGAAAAAUAAUAAUGAUAGGUAAAUAUAGUUAAUAGCUAAUGUUGCUGCAUUCAUUCUAGCUACCUUGACUUUCUGUUUGCCUGUUCCAGGUGUGUACUUUCUUGGUAAAUAUGCCCAAAAGAAAAUCCAAGAGAUACAGGAGCGUGAGGCAUCAGAGUACAUCGCUCAAGCUCGACGUCAGUUCCACUUCGAGAGUAACCAGAGAACGUGCAACAUGACAGGUACAGUACUGCUGUCUGCCUGAUCGGUACAUCACUUUCAGCCUACUAACAGUCCCUGAAAUCUCCUGCAACGCUCAUUAUGUCAAGUGAUAUAGUUACUACAGUGUUGAUUCAUAUUCCUAGUUGUGCAGUUAUUAUUUUAAUUUUUUUACAGUGUUGUCAAUGCUCCCUACAUUAAGAGAAGCCAUCUUACAUCAUCUAAACUCUGAGAGCCUCACUGCACUGCUGAAGAGCAAGUAAGUGUCUCAUGGCCUCUGUCAGAGGGAAAUGCUUUAGCUAUAGCUCAGCAACAUUAUUAGUUUAAGGUAUUAUUAAUGACAUCUGUUUCUCUUCUAGACCAGCAAAUAAGCUUGAAAUAUGGGAGGACCUGAAGAUUAUCAGUAAGUUAUUAUUCCUUAACAGCAAUUAUUUUGUGAAUCAAUAACUAAAGUGAUUUGAUCACUUGAUGUACAGGUAUGUCAUGGAAUCACUUCUCUUUUUCCUAUUCCCCCAGGUUUCACCCGAAGUGUCGUGGCUGUGUACAGUACCUGUAUGUUGGUUGUUUUACUCCGUGUCCAGCUCAAUAUCAUUGGUGGCUACUUAUACUUGGACAACUCUGUCAGCAAGAGCGGAAUGGUAAGCCUUUAAGCUUCAAUCUCUUGUACCCUAUGGGGUAGGUUCAAUUCCCAGACACACAUUUAGCCUAGUACUGGACUGAAAAGCUAACUCAAUGGAGAAUCUCUAUUGAAAAUGGUUUUUGGUUCAGGAAUUAGCUUAAUAUGUGUCCAGAAAACUGCCCCAAAAUGUUGGAUGUGGGGUGGUUUAUAAAUGCAAUUUCUGUGUUCUUUGCUCCACCAGAUGCCCUUGGCCCCUCCGGACGUGCAACAACAGUACCUCUCCAGCAUCCAGCACCUCCUUGGGGAUGGUAAGAGACAUUUACAGGGCUUUCUGAAAUAGCUAGGGCUGUAGUAUAACAAGUCCUCAGACAUGCUGUGUUGAUUAGCCUAAAUGAGUCCCACAGGCUGUAAAGCAUCCUUGCCUUUUACGGAUUCUCUCUGACUCACAAGGGUUGAGUGAGAUGAUAACAGUGGUGAAGAAAGCUGUGCAGAACACAUUGGGCGGGUGAGUCAGACAGUGCCAGCCACAUGCACACAUUGCACAGCAGCAUCUCAAACCACAUUAGGAGGAUUGUUAAGUCAUAUGUGAUGCUUUAGCCUGUCUGUCAGUGACCGUGUCUCUGUGUGUCUGUCUCCCCCCCCCCCCCCCCCAGGGUGUCCCUGAAGCAGAGUCUGUCCCUGCAGGAGCUGGAGCAGCACCUUAACCAGAUCAGAGUCCAGGUGGAGGAGGGGGACAGGGGCUCCACACACAGACCUCUCUCCUGGUACAUGAUGCCUGACGAGGAGAACACUCUGGCUGCACAGGUGACAGCCCACACCUGCCCCUGGGACUCCUAAUCCCAGCGCCACUAUGCAGGGGUUGGAACAAAAAUUAUUUUCCAAUCGUUUAGUUCUGAACAGAACCAUUAUUUUUUUCGUACUGUUCCGACCAGCAAACCAAAACAGCAAACGGUGUAGUAGGGGGCGAGAUGCAACUGAAAUUUUGCGGGUGAAGCGAGUGGGGAUGGAGGCAUCUUGUUAUGACAUGCAUUAUCUGAAUUAGGCCCACAGAAUUAUAUCUACGGAGGAGUGGCUUCUAUGGAGGAACUUUGAAUGUCUUUGAACUUCCGAGUUGGUUUAACGUUAGACCAGAGAAAAUGUUAGCUAGCUAGCUAAAAACACAUCUUUCCUUUUUUGUAGUUAAUAAAUCCAAUGUGAAGUGUGUUAACUAUAGUAUCCUUAACUAACAUUGGAAAAGAUUAAUACAUUAUUUUAAACAUCUCUCCCUAAUGCCUGAAUCAUGCUUUUUAUUGGUAUGAAUCUUGUCCUAGAGGCAGUACUAAGCGAGUUCCACUAGAUGGGCUAGCUGUAGGCUACAGUAACCUAUGCUUCAGAGGGGAGGGGCAGGUAGCCUACACACACACACACCCACUGGCAAAGAUUUCCAGCUGGCAGGCAGAUGCUGGAAUACGUUUCUCAAUGACAGAGUGAGGGCUUUGCGUGGGCUAUUUGUUAGGAUUUUUGUGGGACUGGGAAAAAAUGCCCGGAACAUUAUUAACCGGUUCCCAAUGCCUUUAAAAUAACGGUUCUGUUCCGGAAGAGUAUAAAUCACUUCCGGUUCUGUUAGGAUUUUUUCGGUUUUCUGUUCUGUUCCCUGAACCGGUUCCACCCCUUGCUGGAUUGUUAACCCUGGUCAGAGUAAUGGUCAUUAACUAAUACACAUUAUACAACUUGUUGUAUUAUUAUUUUUUGUUUAUUUGGAUUUAAACUGGGGUUUACAUUAUUUAAUUGUGUUUGACAGGCCUGUGGUCUGACAGAGAAUGAUGUCACUACGAUAAAGCUGCUCAAUGAGACCAGAGACAUGCUUGAAAGGUAAGCUGGAGGCCUGUCACUCAUUGACCCUUAUUUAGAGAGGCUUAUCUUGCACGUGGGUGUGCUGAACUGUCCUCUCUGUCCUCCAGCCCGGACUUCGGCACUGUACUCAACAUCUGCCUGAACAGGGGCUUCAACCGUUUCCUUGACAACAUGGCAGAGUUUUUCCGGCCCCCACCCAGAGCACAAGGAGACUCCACCCUGAGCACUACACCUGAUAGGUCUGUUUUUUUGUGGAUGACUUUUGUUGGCAGCAAUUUAUGAAGGUCAUCUUGUCAUAGUAAAUCACUUUCUGAAUGCCACAUAAAAUGAAAAAACACAACCUUUUUGUAUUAAAAUUAAUCUGCCUAUCAAUUAAUGUCCGCUCCAAAAUCUCUUCCAGUCUCUCGCAUGUAAGUCUCCCAGUUGCCAAAAUCAUCCCCAUUGUGAAUGGACAGAUCCACUCGAUCUGCAGUGAAAUACCAAGUCACUUUGUACAGGUAAGAGCUCAUUUGACUUUUGGAAGGAUUUCCAUUUUUGAAUCACAGCAAGUUUUUUAAGAAGUCUUGAGUCUAAGACUGACACAUUUCCUCUUUGCAGGAUCUCCUGAUGAUUGACCAGGUGAAGGAGUUUGCUGCCAAUGUGUAUGAGACAUUCAGCACAUCCCAUGGACUGCAGAAAUAAGGGAGUUGACAUAUUCCUGGUAGACCUGGCCCUCUCUGCCUCCUGUAUCUCUGCAUGACGCUGCCUGCUGUGGAUAUCACGAAUGGAGGAAGAAAUGCACUUAUUCUCUGUACCAAGUCAGAAUACUUGAGGAUUGAGUCCUCAGAAAGUUACGGUUCACUGUCCUUGGUGAGAGAUGUGUUCCAUUGUGGAAUGUAAGGCCAUGAACGGCUGACAUCAAGGUCAAAUACCCACUGCAUCUUGGGAAGUUGAGUUUUUGGCUCACGGUUUAUAAAGUCAGCCAGCCAGACUCCCCUGAAUCAAAGUAACUUUCCUGUGCCAUGAAAAAUAAAGAAAAUCCUGAAAGCCUUGUUCCACUUUAUAUAGACGUUGUGUCGAUACAUUAAGCAUAAGUUGAACCGCUGUCGGUUUGAAUUUGAACGGAUGUCUUCUAUUUUCUCCUUUCUAUUACUGUUGUUGAAGAGUCAACCUGUACCUAACAUUUUGACCUUUCAUCUACAAAUAUCAACAGUGUUGUCAUCUAGGCUGCAAGUUCUCAUUCCGCCUCAGUCUAAUUCCUGUUUAACAAUGUUAAGUAUUGUUUAAUACAUAAUUCUGCACUAUUGACUUUAUCUACUUUGUCUCUUUGUUUGAAAUGUCAUUUUCAAGGUGUAUUAUUUUCUUAAAUCAUGGAAAUUGGGAGAUUUCAGAGGUGAGAAUGUAGGCCUAUGUAUUAUAUAUUUUGUAACAUAACAUUCUAAAUGACAACAGAAAAUGUAAGUACUGUAGCGUUGACAUUGAAAAUGAUAAAGUAACACAUUAUUUAAUAUAUUCAGUAUUACUUU
Molecule: messenger RNA, 4560 nt
Organism: Coregonus sp. 'balchen'
Lineage: Eukaryota; Metazoa; Chordata; Actinopteri; Salmoniformes; Salmonidae
Source: the annotation of a GenBank genome assembly